Molecule: messenger RNA, 2346 nt
Organism: Pyrus x bretschneideri (Chinese white pear)
Lineage: Eukaryota; Viridiplantae; Streptophyta; Magnoliopsida; Rosales; Rosaceae
Product: transcription factor GTE4
Molecular function (GO): protein binding
Source: RefSeq, a predicted model, not a curated record
UAUUAACUUUUAGGGUUUUCUUCCCCAAACCGUAGCUUUUAUUCAAUUUCCAUUUCUGCAGGCGAAUCUUGAAGAAAUCAAAUUUCAGGUUUUUGGAAGCAUUUCCUUAUUUUGGUUUCAGUACCAUUGGUAGGUGACGAAGCGAGCAACAAGGCCUAUUCCAGAACAAGUCACAGUGCCAACCAUGUCCUCCACCACUCAUCGCCGCCGCCCUAGAACCUGACGCAACUCUGCGGCGCACUGGCGUCCAACGAUUCGACGAGCCACAAUGGCCUGCUGCCGGGCCUUGCCGAGCCGGACGACGGUCCGCGUGGGUACGCCAAGUUCGGGAACAUGGUUCGGAUUCGGUUGAAUUCUCAGUCCAAGGACGAUAGGAGAGAGAUUAAGGGGAAGCUGAUGGGUGAGCUCGAGCAAGUCAGGCGCUUGGUGAAGAAUCUUGAAGCUAAGGAGGUUGAUCUUGGUGACAGGUAUGGUCAAUCGCAAUUUUCGGCUAAUUAUGCGGUAGAUAAUGUUAAACCUACAAUGAGGGUCAACUCGGAGGCAGGUUCUGUAGGACUCCGUGAUUCGGGGCUGAAUCGGGGUUUGAGUGUUUCGGUUGCAGAGAAUAUGAAUGGGGUUGGUCGGUUUGUGGAGAAAGAGAUAGUGAAGAAGAGGCCGAAGACAAAUCAGUGUUCGGAGUUUCCAAUUGGGAAGGGAAAGUUACCGCCUUCGGGGAGUAGCAAGAAGUUGAAACCCAAUGGAGGGGGGAGAGGUGGGGGUGGAGGAGAGCCUUGGUUCAGGUCAGGUAAGAAUCCGAGUAAAAUGUUCAAGAAUUGUUGUGCUUUGCUAGACAAGUUGAUGAAGCAUAAGUUUGGCUGGGUGUUUAAUAAGCCUGUUGAUGCGAAGAUGCUUGGUCUUCAUGAUUACUUUAAGAUUGUUAAGAAACCGAUGGAUUUGGGCACGGUGAGGACGAGGCUGAACGAGAAUUGGUAUAAGACGCCUGAGGAAUUUGCAGAGGAUGUGAGACUUACAUUUAAUAAUGCAAUGUUGUAUAACCCGAAAGAGCAGGAUGUUCAUCUUAUGGCAGACCAAUUGUUGAAGAUGUUUGAAGCCAAGUGGACCGAUAUAGAGGCUGAGUAUAAUCUCAAUCUGAGAAAUGGAUUGGGUAAUACUUCAAAUUUCACAACACCUCUUUCAAGAAAGGUUGAAGCUCCUGUUCCUCUUCCGGCAUCAAAUAUGAGGACUUUGGAUAGAGCAGAAUCUACGACAAAGCCUGUUGAUCCCAAGUUGAAACCUGUGGGUUCUGGUCAUUCAGGUAGGGUAUCAGUUCCAAAGAAACCAAAAGCUAGGGACCCCGACAAAAGGGAUAUGACUUAUGAGGAGAAGCAGAGGCUCAGCGCAAGCCUUAUGACUUUGCCUUCUGAGAAACUAGAUAACGUUGUGAAGAUUAUUAGGAAGAGGAACCCAGGGCCUUUUCAGCAAGAGGAUGAGAUUGAGGUGGACAUUGGUAGUGUUGAUCCUGAAACGCUUUGGGAACUGGAUAGGUUUGUGACUAAUUACAAAAAAAGCUUGAGCAAAGUUAACAGAAACGUGGAGCUUGGUCCUAAAUCAAUAGCAGAGCCCAGCGAUGCCAUCCAGGAGAUGACUGUAGAACCAACCACUACAGUUGCAGCAAAAGACGCCAACGCAGAAGAGGAAAACAACAGUAAUGCCUUUUCCCCUGUUCGAAGAGAGCAAGGUGAUAAUGUGAGUGGAUCAAGUAGUUCUAGGAGUGAUUCUGAAUCCUCUUCAAGUGAUUCUGACAAUGAAAGUUCCUCCGGUGUUGAAUCAGAUUCAAAUCAUUGACCUAGGACUUGAAUUGAUUUAGUUGAGAUCUUUUGCGAAGUUUUUUGUUCGACCUGGGAUAUAGUUGGUGUAGAUCAAAGCAUCCAAAGCGGGUCAACUGCUGCUCCUGAUCAGAGUUCGUCGAAGGUGUACAUUGAUGUAGGAAGGUAAAUUAAUUAGUUGUUGAUUAGGGAAGACAUUGUAUGAAAGUCGUAGAACGAACAAUUAUGAUGGCAGGAAACAGUUUGUAUGAAAAAUGUGUACGAGUGGAAACUUCAAGCUACUUGCUCAUCAUUUCCUUUUAAAAAGUGAUAUGUUAGAAGUUGUUUUUAUGGUUGUGCUUCUGACUCGUCUUAGUGCACACCCUUCUGGUUUCUUUACCUGGUCUUGGGGUCACUCUGGUUUUGUUAUCUGUAGUCCAAGAAUUUAAUUUGGGGUUGGUGAUUACACCGGAGUAUAGUAGAAUUUUCGUCGAACUAAACUGAUGAGUUCUCCAACGAUGUAUCACUUUUUGAGUACGUCAAUGAAAAGUAAUAAUUCGUC